AUGUCAAGUUCUGAGGAGUCACGAAAAGAAACUGGAUGUGAUUUUAAUGACAUCAAACCAAUUAAAGUAUUCGAAUACCCAGAUCAAGCAUCAAAAAUUAUAUGGGGCGUCGAUUCCAAUAAUAUUUUACAAACAUCUUCACAAAUUAUCGGAUUAAUUGCAAAUAACAAAAUAUCUAUCCAAAUGGCGCUAUAUUUGAUUGAUAUUAUUUCACAAAUUUGUGUUAAAGAAAUUAAAUUACUUUCAGAAAUUUAUCAAAAGAUAUCAAACGAAUUCUCAUGCAUCAUCCAGCCGAAAAAUUUGAAACUGGCAGCAUUAUUAUAUUAUAAAGGCCUCAAAUUUAAAAACUUCAAACCUGAUAUGGAAGAAGAAGAAAUUCUGAAUUUAUAUUCAACUAAAUCUCCUUUAUACUAUAUUGCAUGGGACAAAGUUGAUGAUCUUAAGAGUAAAUUCCCAAAUCUUGAUAUUAAUCAGAAGAUUAAUGAUAUCAAACUACUUGAUUGUGCAAUUAAAUAUGGAUCAGAAUUAUGUUUCAAUUACUUGAAAAAUUUAGGAGCUCAAUACACUAAAUACUCCGAAAAGUAUGCUGUUCAAGGUGGAAAUAAAGAGAUUUUUAUGCAUAUGAUAGAAGAUGGUAAAUCAUUUGAUAACAUGAUUAAUACAGCAUUGGAUUAUCGAAACUAUGAAAUUGCUGAGUACCUUAAAUCAAAUUUCGGACAAACUCCUGAUUCAAUUGCAGAGAGUAUGCAUUACGGAAAUUAUGAUAUUGCAUCUUAUUUACUUUCUAAUGGAGAAGAUAUCAACAAAAUGUAUAAUCUCUUUUUCUCCAUAUUUAACAUUUUUUAUGACAUUAUAUUUCUCUUCAUAUUUAUCAUUAUUUUAUGA
Molecule: messenger RNA, 885 nt
Organism: Trichomonas vaginalis G3
Lineage: Eukaryota; Parabasalia; Trichomonadida; Trichomonadidae
Product: protein ubiquitination
Exons: 1
Coding region: 1-885 (294 amino acids)
Source: RefSeq, a predicted model, not a curated record